Molecule: messenger RNA, 2088 nt
Organism: Penicillium diatomitis
Lineage: Eukaryota; Fungi; Ascomycota; Eurotiomycetes; Eurotiales; Aspergillaceae
Product: putative protein kinase (Lkh1)
Exons: 6
Coding region: 1-2088 (695 amino acids)
Biological process (GO): protein phosphorylation
Cellular component (GO): nucleus
Molecular function (GO): ATP binding; protein kinase activity
Source: RefSeq, a predicted model, not a curated record
AUGUCCACACCAUCCACUGCGACUGCAACUCAUCAUCCUCAGCCUCAGCACUACGGAUACUAUCAGCCCUCCGCGUCGUAUCCGACUCCGACCACCACCGCCGCAGGGGCUCGCCUUGCAAAUCCCUACACCUACGCCAUUCCCUCUCCAACCAUCUCCACCACACCCAACUCCGCUGCUGCUGCGAAUCCAACCACCACAGUGCCCUACAGUCAACCUUCGCGAAUUGCUCCGGUCACAUCUUCGCAGGCUUCGACCCAAACGGUCAUGGCAUCCUCCCAGAGCGCCCACAGCGCGUCCCACGGUGGGCGGAGAAAGAAACCCGAUUGGGGCGAAUUCUACAAGAACGGCCUCCCCAAGGAGGUCAUCGUGAUUGAUGACAGCCCUGGUCCCGAAUCAUCCAAACCUGCAACAGGCACAACAGGAGCCGCUGUAUCACCCUUUCAACCAUCAUCGACGGCGGCGGCGCCGGCGGCGGCUGCUGCUUCCUCACAUGGUGUCCCAGCCAACGGCCAGGCGUCCGUGGCUCAACCCGCUGGCAAGCGGCGCCGCACGGGGAUUGAGACCGCGUACGAUCUGGGACAUUACGAUCGGCCAUCCUUCUCAAUAAAUCCCCAACAGUACGGAGAAGAAUCGCCUGCACAUUCCAGAUCCACCGAUCGCACGACGUCACUACAUACGACUGCCCCGACCUCCCUCGGGUCACAGGGAAGCACGGCGGUCAACAAUGGGGUCUACUAUGAUGAUGGCGCGGUGGGCCAAAAGCGCAAGCGUACCACGCGCAAGUCCACUCGAGACGAGCAGAAACGCCGCGAACUGGAGACUGCGCCGGAAGCACUCCCCAGUUACAUUCCUCCCUCGAAACCCAUCAUCAAGGCCAAGGAUGUACCGGUCCCGCUUGUUCGAGACUAUACCGCUGGUCGGGGUGAAAAGUACGACGACGAUGAUGGCCACUACAUCGUGAACCCCAAUACACCACUUACAGAACGAUAUUCAAUUAUCAAGCUUCUCGGCCAGGGGACUUUCGGUAAGGUUGUCGAGGCCUACGAUAAGCAGCGAAAAUCUCGAUGCGCGGUAAAGAUCAUUCGUUCCAUUCAAAAAUACCGAGAUGCUUCGCGCAUCGAGCUCCGAGUCUUGUCGACUCUGGCCUCGAAUGACCGCUCCAAUCGCAACAAGUGCAUUCACCUGCGCGACUGCUUCGAUUUUCGUAACCACAUCUGCAUAGUGACCGAUCUUCUGGGUCAGAGCGUGUUUGACUUUCUCAAGGGCAAUGGCUUCGUGCCAUUCCCCAGCAGUCAGAUCCAGAGCUUUGCUCGGCAACUGUUUACAAGCGUGGCCUUCCUUCAUGACCUCAACCUCAUUCACACCGAUCUGAAACCCGAGAACAUUCUUCUUGUCAGCAGUGCCUAUCAAACCUUCACUUACAACCGCACGAUCCCAUCCUCCUCCCAUGCCAACCCUCGCAAUGCUCGACAGCGACGCGUUCUUCUCGACAGUGAGAUUCGUCUGAUCGACUUUGGAUCCGCCACCUUUGACGACGAGUAUCACUCUUCAGUGGUGUCGACCCGCCACUACCGCGCGCCCGAGAUUAUACUCAACCUGGGCUGGAGCUUCCCUUGCGACAUCUGGAGUAUCGGUUGUAUUCUGGUGGAAUUCUUUACCGGAGAUGCCCUCUUUCAGACUCAUGACAACCUGGAGCACCUUGCUAUGAUGGAGGCGGUGAUAGGCUCUCGGAUCGAUUCCCGAAUGGUUCGCCAGGUGGUGCAAGGCCGUGCUGGCAACCACAAUGCUGCUGUCAAGUACUUUGUUCGAAGCAAGCUGGAUUACCCGAACAAUGAAACGACCCGGGCGUCCCGCAAAUACGUUCGGAUGAUGAAGACGCUUACGGAAUUCAUCCCAACCAAUACCCAGUUCAAUCGCCUCUUUCUCGACUUGCUCCAGAAGAUCUUUGUCUAUGAUCCCAAGCAACGCAUCACUGCCAAGCAGGCAUUGAAGCACCCUUGGUUCAAGGAGUCUCUGAUUGACGAUGGAACGGAAGCCUAUCGCAUUGGCAUGGGUCUUCAACGCCAGGCGGGUCCUCGGUCAUAG